Hippoglossus stenolepis (Pacific halibut) is the source of this 678-nucleotide messenger RNA. RefSeq lists its product as uncharacterized. Bases 11 to 631 code for a protein of 206 amino acids. The transcript is spliced from 2 exons. The record is from RefSeq and is a predicted model, not a curated record. NCBI's taxonomy places the organism in Eukaryota, Metazoa, Chordata, Actinopteri, Pleuronectiformes, Pleuronectidae.
AUGAAUCCUCAUGGUGGAAGAGGCGGCCAUGAUGAUCCACAUGGUGGAAGAGGCGGCCAUGAUGAAUCCCAUGGUGGAAGAGGCGGCCAUGAUGAACCUCAUGGUGGAAGAGGCGGCCAUGAUGAAUCCCAUGGUGGAAGAGGCGGCUGUGUUGAACCUCAUGGUGGAGGAGGUGGACAUGAUGAACCAGAGAGAAGAGGCCACCAUGGUGAUGGUGGUGGCAGAGAAGGCUGCCAUGAUAAUGAUCACCAUGGGAAAAGACACAGCCCUGGUCGUCGUCAUCGUCGUGGGAGUGGUGGUGGGAGCCCUAGACGCCACAGCGGUGGAAGUGGUGGCAGCGGUAGCAGCGGUGACAGCUCUGGUGAGGACGACGGCCAUGGAAAACAUGGGCGCAAACACAAGAACAAGCACGGCAAGGGGCACGGGCACGGCCACGGGCACGGCCAUGGUCACGGGCACGGCCACGGAAGAUGGUAGAAAGGCGGCGACCGGAGCGAACCCGACCUGCACCGAACCCCGGUGUUUGUGGUACUUUGCCUUGUACUCAAACUACCACCUUCGUCUCUCCAGCGUCGUCCUCCUCCGCCUGCACCAACCGAUGUUGUUGAUUAACUGUGCUGCAGAACAAUGAAGUUAAUCCUGUAUUUCUGCACUUCAAUAAAAUGUUUUAAAGACAAA